This is a messenger RNA of Aureobasidium vineae, 306 nucleotides long. NCBI's taxonomy places the organism in Eukaryota, Fungi, Ascomycota, Dothideomycetes, Dothideales, Saccotheciaceae. The record is from the annotation of a GenBank genome assembly.
AUGACAAUGCAGUUUAACGCGCAGCCUGCCGUUCAGGACCCACGCUUUGCCCCCAAUGCUGGUACUAAUGGCACCCCUCCACAAGCCUCAGACAACGAUCCGUCUGCCCUGUCUGCCACAAGAGAACAUGUCAAUAUUGACAGGCAGUGUGCUGUUCCUCAGUUCAACGGCGUCCCGUGUCCUGCUCCUCUUGCCUGCCAGUCCCACACCAUCCGCGACAAGCACACUGUCCCUGGCAGGAGUGCACCGCUAGAACAACUCAUGGCACUCCAACAGCAAGAGAUGAUGCAACCUCCACAGCAGUAA